AUGAUUUAUCGGACUGGAAAGAGAGAUAGACACGCAAGGUUUGCGAACAAGGAACAAGAAGAUCAAGCAAAAUUUUGGACGCAAAAUCAAGCGAGCUUCUUACUCCUUUCUUCUGUUGGUGGGACUGCUGAUAGAUGCAUAUGUUUUCCCAGUCCAACGACAACUUCCAUAAAUACUUGCAGUCAUGUAUGCAAUCUAGCUUGGUCUAAGAAUAUAAACAAGCUGAUUGCAAAGGAACUCCGAUUUAUGUUCCUUGCGGUAUCACCUGAUGGAAAAACGAAUGAAAACGGAGCAGGAGAUGAAACCUUAAGGUUUUGGAAUGUCUUCCCGUCCAUGAAAGCUCAGAAAAGGCACUGAGAGCGGUUGAGAAUAUCAUUCCUUGCUGAUUUGGGAUAUAUACCAGUCUGAUUAAUGUGAUUCAAAACAACAGGCACUGGUUCAGCGGACGGACUCAACAGGACAGCAUCAGCGUUCUCAUUUGCUCCGCUGAGACAUUCCCGCCGUCGUUCAGUGAAUUAGGGUCCCAGUCUUGGUCAGAAGUUCUGUCUCGAGGGUUUUGAACAUGUGAAUCAAUUGUAACCUCUCAGUCCUACUUUGACUAUAGUAGAGAAUCUGGAGGUUCUUGACGGGUUUUGCGGUCAGCUCCUUUACUUUAACUAUAGGCAGAAUAGUAUAUCAGAUUCCUCGGGAAUGUAUACAGCAAUGUUGUAUGCCGUUGUAUGUAGUAGUCACGUUUUGCAUAUAAAUUACAUCUAGCUCAGGGAAAAAAAUAGUUAAAUUUAUAUUAAUGUAACAACUAACAAUAAAUAUUAUUGGUAAAUUAAAUGAUCAUACUUCAC
Molecule: messenger RNA, 839 nt
Organism: Eruca vesicaria subsp. sativa (arugula)
Lineage: Eukaryota; Viridiplantae; Streptophyta; Magnoliopsida; Brassicales; Brassicaceae
Source: the annotation of a GenBank genome assembly